Trichobilharzia regenti is the source of this 1349-nucleotide messenger RNA. Lineage: Eukaryota; Metazoa; Platyhelminthes; Trematoda; Strigeidida; Schistosomatidae. The record is from the annotation of a GenBank genome assembly.
UGUAUAUCUGUUAUUAUCUCUGAAGUAACAACUGUCUAUAAGUCGUGUUGCAGACCCUUGAAUAGACUCGAUUUAUUUGUGCAUCUUCAUUCUUUUAUUGUAUACGAUAAAUGUAUCACACUGAACGAAUCAAAGGGUAUAAAAAGGCUCAUUAACAGCAUGGGGAAUAUGAAGAUGGUGAAUAAAUCGCCUAACAAAGUGAGUAGUGCGCUGAACAGAAGACGGAACCGAUUCAUUGCAAAGGUGUUCGUGAUUGUUAUCACGCAAAUAUUUUUUACCAUAUUUACCAUUGCAAUAGUGGAAUCUAUAGAUGCAGUGAUAACUUAUCUUUAUAAGAACUUUUGGGUGAGCAUUAUUUUCAGCACUGUGUCAGUUGGUAUUACACUUAUUGUUUUUCUUGUAAGAGAUCUUCAGCAUAAAGCGCCAUACAACUACCUAUUACUUAUCGUCUUUACAAUCAGCUUUGAUGGAGUGAUAACCUGCCUUUCCAUAUUUGAGUAUGGAAUGUUCAUUUUCAUAAGUUGGAUAAUUGCUAUCAGUUUAUCAUUUGUGUCAUACUUGUUCGCCUUAAAAAUCAAAGUGGAUUUGACGACGAAAUUUAAUUUAUUCAGUAUUUAUUCUGGGUGCGUUAUCAUUGUUGGAUUUAUUGUCUGCGGCAUUCUAUACGGUGUUAAGAUUUCUCAGGUUGCUGAUCACCUUGUCGGAAUUUUUAUACUUGCUAGUGUUAUUCCCUUGAGUGUGAUUGAAGGCCAGAUGCUUAUUGGAGGGAAACGUAUUUCUUAUUCUAAUGACGACUAUAUUCUAGCCACAAUGUUUCACUGGAUCCUCAUCACCUUGUUUUACGCUGGUUUCAUGUUUCAAUUUUUGGAUGUGUGGUUGACGUCUACACUUAUGAACUUUGGUAAUAAUUUCUCAAGCAUGUAGCGGAAAUAUAAAACAGAUAAUAAACUUUGACAUAGAAAUGUAUUUCACUUAUAUACUUGAAGUAAACGUUGUUAAUGAUAAUCUACUGAAUCAAUAAAAAGAUUUUACUUAAAGCAUUUCACCAGUCCCACACCUUUUCGUUUGUGUUAAUUCUAUUUUUUUAUUUCCGAGUUAUUUACAAAUCCUUAGCUUGUUAAGGCUGAGCGAGAUGUGAAAUGAGCGGAACGAGAACUUCAGAACAAAAAUGAAUUCAGUGAGAUGGAAUCUACUCAUUUUGCUGAAUUCUAUUGUCGUCAACGAAAUAAUCAAUGAAUUUAACUAUUCUUCUCUAUUUCUCAAUGUAAUACAAGCAUAUUUGUUGUGAUUUUAGGAAACUGUACUUGUGAUUUAAUUUCUAGAAUUGUUUAAUGAAAUUGUUUGUGCUG